AGAAUUGAAAGUUGGUCAGAUGGAAUACUCGCAAGAGCAACUUAACUACUUCAGACUCUGCUACAUAGCAUUUGAUUUGGUUCCAGCAGGACUGCGGCAGAUUUUCAAAAACGAAUGGGAUUUCCUCUAUAAAGCAACGUCGAUUGGAGAAUGGAAAGACACGGCACAAAAUGGUCUUGAUUUCUUCAACAAUGAAUCUAAAGCAAGUCACAAGAAAAACGCCCGGUGUCUGGCAACAAUCCACAAUGGUAACACGGCAAAGUGGGACUGCACCUGUUUGUUUUUUGCCAUCCUGUACUCAGACACUGUUGGCAGCACUUUAAGUCCAACUGUCCUUAAAUUGGUCGAUGAUGUUCGUCAGGUGCGAAACGCGAUCGCUCAUAUCACCGAGGCUAGGUUGACAGAUGCCGACUUCCAAACUUUUGUAGACAGAGUGUUGAAGGAUUUUACCUCCCUUGGUCUUUCUAUAACUGAGAUUCAAGAAAUAAAGAACCAGACGACCUUUCCAACAAACGAAGUGGAAAAAAUUAAGAAGCAAGUUCGUGAUCUCCAAGCCGAGUUAGAUCAGACAAAAAGCACUCUUCAAAGUACAGAAGCUGCCCUUGUUUCUACAAAAGAAGAAAACAAAUCUCUUACACAGGAAAUAAGUUCGAAACUUCAGUCAUUUUGCAUUCUCGCAUCGCGCCCACCACAUGUUAUCAUUAGGCGCUCGCAUGAUAUUGAAAGAAUCAUUAACAAAAUGGAGGAACUUUACAAGAGUUCCAGCGGAGCAGUCAGUACA
This is a messenger RNA of Porites evermanni, 781 nucleotides long. NCBI's taxonomy places the organism in Eukaryota, Metazoa, Cnidaria, Anthozoa, Scleractinia, Poritidae. The record is from the annotation of a GenBank genome assembly.